Carlito syrichta (Philippine tarsier) is the source of this 1535-nucleotide messenger RNA. RefSeq names its product tripartite motif-containing protein 64-like. Bases 1 to 1350 code for a protein of 449 amino acids. Lineage: Eukaryota; Metazoa; Chordata; Mammalia; Primates; Tarsiidae. The record is from RefSeq and is a predicted model, not a curated record. Gene Ontology annotation, molecular function: protein binding; zinc ion binding. The transcript is spliced from 6 exons.
AUGAAUUCAGACACCCUGCAAGCCUUCCAGAAUGAGCUUAUCUGCUCCAUUUGCAUGAACUACUUCUUAGACCCAGUCACCAUAGACUGUGGGCACAGCUUUUGCCGGCCCUGCCUCUGCCUAUGCUGGGAGGAAGGCCAAUCUUCAAUGCGCUGCCCUGAGUGCAGGGAAAUCUCAGAGAAGUCCGACUUCAAAACCAACGUCGUCCUCAAGAAGCUAGCUUCCCUGGCCAGACAGGCCAGACCUCACCACUGCCACAGCUCAGAGGAGCAGUUCUGUGUGAAGCACCAGGAGGCAGUGGAGCUCUUCUGCGAGACCGACAAUAGACUACUCUGUGGGUCCUGCUCUGGGUCCUCAGAGCACACGGCUCACAUCCACAGUCCAAUAGAAUGGGCUGCCGAGGAGGGCAGGGAGAAACUUAUAAAGAAAAUGAGCUCUUUAUGGAAAAUGACUAAGGAAACACAAUACAAUCUAGAUAAGGAAACUGGCAAAAUGAAUUCAUUAGGGGACUAUGUGGCUUUAAGAAAGGUGAUGAUAGAAAUUCAUUAUCAGAAAAUGCAUCUAUUUCUCCAUGAGGAGGAACAACUCCACCUGGAGACAAUGGACAGGGAAGCAAGGGAGAUUUUCCAACAACUCCAGGAGAGUGAAGUGAGAAUGACCCAAAAGAAAGAAAGGUUGAAGGCCACAUACAGAGAGCUAACUGAGAUAUGCCACAAGCCUGAUGUGGAGCUGCUCCAGAAUUUGGAAAAUGCAUUGGAAAGAACUGAGUUGUUACAAAUGCAGACACCCCAGCCAGUAAACCCAGAGUUCAUUUCAUGGCGCAUCACAGGAGUCCUGGACAUGCUCAACAGCUUCAGAGUGGAAAAUCCUCUGAGUAAGGAAACAGCCAGUUGCUAUAUGAGCCUUUCUGAGGAUGUGAAAAGGUGGAUAUUUGACAGCGACCAUCAUGAUGCACCUGGAGAGCCUCAGCGAGCAGAGAGCUUUGCUGCAUGGGGAGCUCAGUCCUUCACCUCUGGCAGGCAUUACUGGGAAGUGGAUGUGGCACACUCUUCCAACUGGAUUCUGGGAGUCUGUAAAGAUUCCUGGACAGGGGACUUGAGUGUUAUUGAUUCUGAGAAAGAAUAUUUUCUGUUUUCUUCAAAGAGGAACAAUCAUUAUAGUCUCUCCACCAACUCCCCAUACUUAACUCAGUAUGUGCAAAGGCCUCUGGGUUGUGUUGGGGUGUUUCUGGAUUAUGAAAAUGGAACUGUGAGCUUUUAUGAUGUUUGUAAAGGUUCCCUCAUAUAUGGUUUUCCUCCUACCUCCUUCUCUACCCCUCUUAAGCCUUUCUUUUGUCUCGGUUUUCUGUGAAAAGUCAUGUUUCAUGAUGCUUUAUGGGUAAAUUCCCAUGUCUGAGAAAACUACAGUCCUGAGAUUUCACUUGAGGCAACAGGACUUUGCAUGAGGGCCUUUGAGCUCAUUGUAACUUAGUGAAAUAUAAUGAUUACUUUGUAUGGCUAUAACAUGGAAUAACCACAUUGAAUGUAUGGAUUUGC